AUGAUUUGGUUGCGAGCUAAUGGGCUCGUCUUGUUCCUGGAUACAUGGCUAGAAAGACCGUCUGUGUUGCCGAAAUAUCUUGACAUUAACGACAUUAGUCAAGCAGAUUACAUCUUUAUAUCUCUCGCUCAUUUCGAUCAUUUGCCUGGUGCAGAUAAGAUUGCAAAGAAAACAGGUGCCAUAGUCUUCGCCAAUGGAGAAGCAAUAAAUCUUCUCCGAAAAGCCGGUGUAAAUGAGUCACAGCUCUUUCCCGUCGCCGGUGGAGAGCGUAUUCCGUUGUUCGCCAAGGACGACCGCAAAGCCGCGGCGGCUGGCAAGAUACCCAUCGCUAGUGGCCCGCCUGGAAUGCCACCUAUGCCACACCAUUCGCGCGCUGUCAUGUCUGCCCACGUUUGGCCCUCUUUACAUGCUCUUAUGCCGGGCAGUGGACAUCACGACAUCCCCGAGGAAAUUGAUACCGGAACAGUGUACAUGGGCGAAGCGACACCGUAUGCUUGUACGCUUGAUAUCACAAUGGGUAUGAAGUAUGGUCUUAUGCGCAUGAAAGAAAUCAUGCCGCCCGACCACAUGGACAACGGAAUGAAGUCCUUUGCAAACUACAUCAGCGACAGAGAGAACAACGUUUUCUCCAACUACGACGGAGGUCAACUUGCCUACAACUUCCUCAUUGGGCCAGGACAAACUGUGUUCUGGAAUGGACAUCUGGGCGGCUAUGAGGGCAUCCUUAAGAGCAUUGAACCCACUCCGGACGUAGCGAUCCUCACCAUCGCCGGCCGAGCCAAUCUAAACGGUCGACCAUACGACGGCUCGGCUGCCCAGUUCGCAACGAACCAGAUCCGCUGGCUUUCUCAGCCCAAGAAGGUGUUCUGGGCUCUCCAUGACGAGGGCGCGAUCAAACCGUACCGAGUAAACACCACUGCCGCCACUGCCAUGGUUCACGCCCAGACCUCGUCAACGGUGGAAGAGCUCGAUUUCGGUCUCGCAAAGCCACUUUUCUGA
Messenger RNA from Colletotrichum godetiae, 999 nucleotides. RefSeq lists its product as uncharacterized. The record is from RefSeq and is a predicted model, not a curated record. NCBI's taxonomy places the organism in Eukaryota, Fungi, Ascomycota, Sordariomycetes, Glomerellales, Glomerellaceae. The transcript has 4 exons. Bases 1 to 999 code for a protein of 332 amino acids.